This is a messenger RNA of Aedes aegypti (yellow fever mosquito), 369 nucleotides long. RefSeq names its product NTF2-related export protein. The record is from RefSeq and is a predicted model, not a curated record. Bases 1 to 369 code for a protein of 122 amino acids. NCBI's taxonomy places the organism in Eukaryota, Metazoa, Arthropoda, Insecta, Diptera, Culicidae. The transcript has 2 exons.
AUGACAACUGCGAUCGACCCAGAACUGCGCACCAAAAUCGAUACCGCUUGCCGGAUGGAGGAGAAAUUCACCAAACUUUACAACGAAAAAGUAGCCAAGAAGCGGCAUCAGAUGACCUGGCUCUACAUGGACAACGGUUUGCUGGUGUGGAACGGAAAUGGUGCCAACGGGAAGGACAACAUCCAGAAGUGCUUCCAGGAACGGCUCCGCUUCAAACACAUUAUGAACACCUUGGUAGCUCAGCCGAUCAUUGGCGACGCUGUGCCCUCGCAGCUGACGUUCAUCAUCAAGGUUUCGGAGGAUUCCGAGAUGUUUCACCUUAAGGGAAUCGAUCAAUACAUGGAUGCAUUGGAAGGCGAUAUUCCGUGA